GUCCAGCGCAGUGCUGGAGCACAGUAUUCGGUAUGAGUAAAAAUCCGAAUGUUUUCCAAAUUCUCAAGACUUAUGCAAAGUGUCCUUUGUAAAUAUCUACUGAUAACUGCAAUAUAUGGUAACACAUUUUUUUUUUCUUUAAAAAAAUUUUUAUAGAAAUAUUCGAAAAAUAGUGUGCUAGGAACAUUUUUACAGAUUUAUGAACCACCUGCAUCGGAACAGUACUGUUUUGUGAAUGUGACAUGCUUAUUAAUGACAGGUAGAAUGUUUGUCAUGUAGAUGUUGUUACUGUGAGCCCAACAGUCGUCUCUGGCUCGCUGUCGAUCGCCGCUCCGCAAGUGUCAGCCCCUCCAGCGGCGGCGGCGUCUGAGAGCUCACCCUUUUUUCAAUAGCUUAAGGGAAGACUCAAUGUAAAGUGUUUAGAACAUUUGGGUUGUAGAACAGAUGCAAAUUAAUUAUGGCUCCUAGAUAGGAAUUGCUUUUUUAAUUCAUUUUUGUAAGCCAAGAUGAUUUAGUAUAAAAAAACAAAUUUAAGUUUCAAAUGUGCCUUCCAAACUUUAGCACCCAUGAAUUUUAUGCUGAUGGCAGAUAUUUGUCAGGACAUUGAGUUUUGGUAAUCUGGUGAAGAGCUUAGAUUUUUUUUUAAUUUUUUUUUUUAUAUAUGUGAAGUUACCUGCUGGAUUUUCAGUUAUCUCACUCAAGGUUAUCUUUGUGUGUUACAGGUUUAGGUGGUGCUGGUAAUGUGGAGUUGUAAGGGGUGCUCAGAAAAAGUGUCAAGUAGGUCCAAACUUUUGCAUACAGAAGACAUGAAGUUGUUCGUGAUGCACCGAUGGUGGAGGCUUUCAUGUCAAGAUGGCCUGGUCUAUUUGACAUUAGAGAGAUAAAUGCUGAGUUUAAGAGAAUUACGACCAUACCGCUUCAUUCAAAGUUCUUCUCUCAACUGGAUCUCCACUGUGACAACCUGAGGAAGCUCUUCAAAAGAAGAGGAGGACAGCUCGGACAAAAGCUUAGACAAAUUGUUGCACAAAUGGAUGAUUGUGAAGAUGUUGAUGUUGCACAGGAGUGUGUCAUUAAGGGAGUCUGCAUAUAUAUGGGAGAAGAUCCAGCCAAGCUCAGCCAUAAAUAUGUGGGUGUGGAUGAAGCUAAUAUUGAAGAGGGUAUUGGAGCCACCACCAUCGGUGUUUUUCAUCUUAAAGACUGUUCUUCAGCAGAUGAAGACAUCGGGGUCGUUCUUGAAGGCAUCAGAGUGUUGUCCAAUUUGGAUAGUGUGCCAACAGCUGUUGCAAUGCUUUUUGGACUGAUAUAUGCAAUGAACCUCGCCUACCCUGCUGACCUCCGCUACACUUUCGAGGUAUUACAGAAAAUAGUAAUGGAACUGGAUGGAGGUAAACUGUCAAACAAGGCAUUGUCCCUUAAAAACCACCUCUAUGAGUGAAUAGAGAUUUUCUCAUGUUUAAUUUGGUAAUGUUCUCAUGUUCAGUUUUUGUAUUUCUUGUUGUAUUCUUUAUUGGAGGACACAAAUGUAUUUUUUUAAUGAGGAACGUUCACCUGAAAGACUGGGCUUCAGCAGCUUUUACGUUCCAGUAUGUAGUGCUACUUAUAACACUACUGCUACUUAGUGUUACAAAUAUGUUAAAGAAAUUUGCUAUAAAAGUUACAUUACACUGAUUUAUUGUCAUGCAAAUUACAUGUUCAGAAUUGUUUUAGAAAUUUUACAUACUUUUCUAAAUCAUUUAGUCUUUCAUAUUAAUAUCUUAUAGAUAAACUUUUAAGAUGUAGUGUUUCCCUUGUAAAAAAAUGUUCUUGUUUUUACACAUUUGUUUAGACUAUCACUAUGGUAUUACAUAGUAAUCAGUAAGACAUGUGACAGAUAAUUGGUGUAAAAAGUUUAGCUUUGUCUCAUAUUGACAUAACAUACUGAUAGUUUUAACAAAUAUGUUAAAAAAGUCUGUAAAGCUAUGUACUGCAGCAUUAAUUAAUGUCAUUUGAAUACAUGUUCAAAAACAGUUUGUAGAAAUUUGACAUACUUUUCAUAAUCUUGUACAUCUUUUAUAGAAAUAUGUCUCAGGUUUUCCUUCAUGUUCAUAAAAAUUGUAUUUACUAAAUU
Xiphophorus maculatus (southern platyfish) is the source of this 2107-nucleotide messenger RNA. RefSeq lists its product as uncharacterized. The transcript has 4 exons. The coding region runs from base 830 to 1435 and encodes 201 amino acids. NCBI's taxonomy places the organism in Eukaryota, Metazoa, Chordata, Actinopteri, Cyprinodontiformes, Poeciliidae. The record is from RefSeq and is a predicted model, not a curated record.